Molecule: messenger RNA, 1738 nt
Organism: Dromaius novaehollandiae (emu)
Lineage: Eukaryota; Metazoa; Chordata; Aves; Casuariiformes; Dromaiidae
Gene: CAMK1
Product: calcium/calmodulin dependent protein kinase I
Exons: 12
Coding region: 132-1235 (367 amino acids)
Biological process (GO): peptidyl-serine phosphorylation
Cellular component (GO): intracellular anatomical structure
Molecular function (GO): ATP binding; calmodulin binding; calcium/calmodulin-dependent protein kinase activity
Source: RefSeq, a predicted model, not a curated record
CCGCCCCCCCCGUGACGUCAGGGCUGGCCGGCGGUGCCGCGCCGGGAGGAGUCGCCGCUGCUCGGCGCGGGGCCGCGGCCGCCGCAGCGCCGUCGGCCCGGCCCGUGGCCGCGGGCGGCCCCCGGGGCACCAUGCCGCUGGGGCGCGACGGGCCCAGCUGGAAGAAGAGGACCGAGGACAUUCGGCGCAUCUACGACUUCCGAGAGGUCCUGGGCACUGGGGCCUUCUCCGAGGUGGUCCUGGCGGAGGAGAAGACGACCCGCAAGCUGGUGGCCAUCAAGUGCAUCGCUAAGAAGGCGCUGGAGGGCAAGGAGACGAGCAUCGAGAACGAGAUCGCCGUCCUGCACAAGAUCAAGCACCCCAACAUCGUGGCCUUGGAUGACAUCUACGAGAGCGGCAGCCACCUCUACCUCAUCAUGCAGCUGGUCUCGGGCGGCGAGCUCUUUGACCGCAUCGUGGAGAAGGGCUUCUACACCGAGCGGGACGCCAGCGCCCUGAUCCGGCAGAUCCUCGACGCCGUCAAGUACCUGCACGACAUGGGCAUCGUGCACCGCGACCUGAAGCCCGAGAACCUGCUCUAUUACAGCCUGGACGAGGACUCCAAGAUCAUGAUCAGCGACUUCGGGCUGUCUAAGAUUGAGGGCUGCGGCAGCGUCAUGUCCACGGCCUGCGGGACCCCCGGCUACGUCGCCCCCGAGGUGCUGGCACAGAAGCCCUACAGCAAGGCGGUGGAUUGCUGGUCCAUCGGGGUCAUCGCCUACAUCCUGCUCUGCGGUUACCCCCCUUUCUACGACGAGAACGACGCCAAGCUCUUCGAGCAGAUCCUGCGGGCCGAGUACGAGUUCGACUCGCCCUACUGGGACGACAUCUCCGACUCAGCCAAAGACUUUAUCAAGCACCUGAUGGAGAAGGACCCCAGCAAGCGCUUCACGUGUGAGCAGGCCCUGCAGCACCCCUGGAUCGCCGGGGACACGGCGCUGGACAAGAAUAUCCACCAGUCGGUGAGCGAGCAGAUCAAGAAGAACUUCGCUAAGAGCAAGUGGAAGCAAGCCUUCAACGCCACGGCCGUGGUGCGACACAUGCGGAAGCUGCAGCUGGGAACCAGCCAAGAAGGGCCGGGGCAGAUGCUUCCCACCACCCCCUGCCACAGCGACCAGCUGGGGAUCGGCACCAGCAACGGUUCAGACUGCGAGCGCUCGCCGGCAAACAGGGCUCACCGCCUCCCUCCGGACUGAGCGCGUCCCCACCGCCCGUGCCGCUGCGUCCUCGCGUGCCCCGGCGCUGCCCGAGCACCGGCCCCAGGGAGCGGGGCCGGGAGGGGGCCGCGCUGGGGGCCGUGCCCUCCCGUGGGGCCGAGGGCAGGACAUGGAGAGGCAGCCACGGUGCGGCCCCCCCCGCCAGCGGGGGCUGCAGUGCGGGAGGAAGAGGAGGCCCUUCCUCUGCACCCCCCCAGCGCUGUCCCUGUCUAUCCCCUUGGCCCCGUUGGGGCCGGGAACCGCAGGGGCCGGGCUCAGCCCCAGCAGGGCUCUGUGCCAGGGCAGCCGCCCCCAGGGCGGGGAGCCUCUCCCAUCCUGCCCUGCCAACGCAGGGCUCCCGCCCGGCCCCCUCCCUCCGUCCCUCCCCAUCACCUCUGCCCCAGCACCGUGCCCACCCCCCCCCCCCCGGCAUGUUCAAGAAGAAUUUUCCAAAUGGAUGUUUCUAUUUUAUUGCUUGUAAUAAAGGAAAGAGGCAAAUGCCA